Molecule: messenger RNA, 1874 nt
Organism: Haliaeetus leucocephalus (bald eagle)
Lineage: Eukaryota; Metazoa; Chordata; Aves; Accipitriformes; Accipitridae
Gene: DPF3
Product: D4, zinc and double PHD fingers, family 3
Exons: 12
Coding region: 152-1120 (322 amino acids)
Biological process (GO): nervous system development
Cellular component (GO): nucleus; nBAF complex
Source: RefSeq, a predicted model, not a curated record
ACAACCCUCUGAAAGACUCGGGGACCAGUUCUACAAAGAAGCAAUUGAACACUGUCGCAGCUACAACUCUCGGCUGUGUGCUGAGCGGAGCGUCCGCCUUCCCUUCCUGGAUUCACAAACUGGGGUAGCUCAGAACAACUGCUACAUCUGGAUGGAGAAAAGGCACAGGGGACCAGGCCUGGCCCCAGGUCAGCUGUACACGUACCCAGCACGUUGCUGGCGCAAAAAGAGGCGUUUGCAUCCCCCUGAGGAUUCCAGACUGAAGCUGCUGGAAAUUAAACCUGAAGUUGAUCUGCCUCUGAAAAAAGAUGGAUUCACAUCAGAAAGUACAACUCUGGAAGCCUUGCUGCGUGGAGAGGGAAUAGAGAAAAAAACGGACACUAAAGAGGAAGACACUAUACAAGAAAUCCAGAGGGUUUUAGAAAAUGAUGAAAAUGCAGAUGAAGCGAAUGAGGAAGAGGAUCUGGAAGAAGAUAUUCCAAAACGAAAGAACAGGCCUAGAGGACGGGCUCGGGGAUCUGGAGGUGGCAGGAGACGGAAUGAUGCUGCCUCCCAGGAUGAUCAUGACAAACCCUAUGUCUGUGACAUCUGUGGCAAGCGUUACAAGAACAGGCCUGGGCUGAGCUACCACUAUGCUCACACCCACCUCGCCAGUGAAGAGGGUGAUGAAGCCCGCGAGCAGGAGACCCGCUCUUCCCCUGUCCACAGAAACGAAAACCACAAACCCCAGAAAGGACCAGACGGGGUCAUCAUUCCCAAUAACUACUGUGACUUCUGCCUCGGAGGCUCCAAUAUGAACAAAAAAAGUGGCCGACCUGAGGAACUUGUAUCGUGCUCAGACUGUGGGCGCUCUGGACACCCGACCUGCCUGCAGUUCACCACAAACAUGACUGAGGCUGUUAAAACCUAUCAGUGGCAGUGCAUUGAGUGCAAAUCCUGCAGCCUUUGUGGGACCUCUGAGAACGAUGACCAGCUGCUCUUCUGUGAUGACUGUGACCGUGGCUAUCACAUGUAUUGCUUGAAUCCACCAGUCUUUGAGCCCCCAGAAGGGAGCUGGAGUUGUCAUUUGUGCCGGGAGCUGCUCAGAGAGAGAGCAUCAGCUUUUGGCUUCCAGGCCUGAGGAGCUCCAGCAGUCAAGAAACACUUUGCUCCUGGUGUUGCCAUACCAGCACACAAUUCCCAUCCAGAACACAAAGACACAACCCACAUCAAAACGAACGGACACUCAAAUACAGGAAGAGGUAUCUGUGGUAUUCACUGUCACUAAUGCCAUACCUCCUGGGCUCUACUAGAAGGAUCACGUACUUUCCCAAUGCUCCGGAUGAAAUCUCUUCACUGCUAUGCAUGGUUGCUGCUUACCAUUAAGGGCUCACAUGCUUUAUAGAAGGGGGAGGGUUGUUAUAUCGACAUGGAGAAGUCAAUUUUGUGUGGCCCUGUGUUUUCUGUUUCGCCUUCUUUUUAAAGAAGUAAGAUAUCUCCCAGGGAAUUAUUGGUGAGUACUUCGGCUGGGAGCAGCACCAGUUGUUUCUCUUCACAGGCAUGACUGGAAAUGUCUUUACUGCAACCACUCUGUAUUUGCAGGGGGGCUUUGCGAGUUGCAUUAGUUCAAUACUUCCCAGGUCAUCAACAACGUGUUGUCACUGAGAGAAGCACUGAUCAAAAUUUUUUUGGGGUGACACUUUCUCCCUUGGAUCAAGUGCUUUGAUUUGGCAGCUCUUUAGAAAUCUGGUUUUAGUAUCUCUGAAGGAAGAACAGUACCAGUAUGUGUACACACACACACGCUUAGAAAAGCCUACCGUCUUUGGUAAUUCAGGAUAUUCAGGCACACGGUCCCACUGUAGUGCCAGCAUACAGUCCAGACUCAUUUUAUUUUU